AUGUCGUUAUUACACAGAAAUCUGUACAGAGAGGCAGUCAUGAGGUUCCUGGUCCCGAAAAGACCUGAUGAUUCUGACUACUACGAUUUAAAUAUUCUUCCCGCUCUAUGUUUACUGUACAUGUCGUGUCGAAAUAAUGCAAUAGCACCUGAUGUUCUAAUUGCCACGGAUGUAUACCCACAGAAAUUGUUGAAGACGCGUCGAGUGAUGGACGACUCACCGCCUUCAUUCGACGAGCGACAUUCACUUGACACCGAGUCGAUAGCAUCGAUACCGUCACAAGCAAAACCCAUAUUUCCGGACGUUGUUGAUCCGCAGCUUCCUAGUUCAAGCUACAAAUCCGCACGCGGGUUUUUUGUUGGUGAAGAUGGCGAAUCGCAGUAUGGAUCUCUUCCCGUACCCACCAUAAAGAUAUCGGAUGAUAAUGGUAAUUACGGAUCUCAGCAUACACGAAACUACCGAGGAGAGUUGAUUAAAACGAUUUUAACGUUAUUGUGCGAAUAUUAUCAUCUCUGCCGACCGAUGACACUUCAGAUGGCCACCGAGGUUUUAUUGGAAUUACUCUAUUACAAUGGGACCGGAGAGUGUUUGACGAGAGAUCAAAUUGAGAUGAUGAGUAAAGCCGAACAAGAAUUGCAAAGCCGGAUAAGAAAACAUCUGUCAGAUGGUCAGGAAUUUCCGCUGGAAGAAAGUGAGAAGGCAGUGUCCGAUGCGAUGUUUGGCGGUGACAAAUAUGUUGCAGAAAUUAUAAUGAGCGCCAAGUUACUGUUUCCACCACCGGUUGUGAUGGAUCCAGAAAAGAGGAGCGACGCCAACAUUGAACCCGACAUGGUUAAAUGCAUAAAGACGUUGCAUCUCCUUCGUAAAACCAGAAUGUUACUCUCUAGACAAGUGCCAACGGAAUCAUCCGAUCUCAACGGCGACCGUCAGAAGGAAAACUUUGGUGCAAACGUAGAACGAGAAUUAGUGUAUCAGAAAUGUGUCGACAAUGAGAAGAAAUCGAGUGUUAAACAAAAAUCUCUAUUGGACGGGGAACAAUUUAGACAACAACAGCAGAUACAAAACAUCAGAAACAAAUUGAACGAGAAUGCACAGGCAGCCACGAGAAACACCGAAGAUUUGGAUAAGAGAAAGAAGAUGGUGUUUGAUACACUUGGGAUCGAAUUGUAA
This is a messenger RNA of Acaulospora colombiana, 1170 nucleotides long. NCBI's taxonomy places the organism in Eukaryota, Fungi, Glomeromycota, Glomeromycetes, Diversisporales, Acaulosporaceae. The record is from the annotation of a GenBank genome assembly.